This is a messenger RNA of Lethenteron reissneri (Far Eastern brook lamprey), 1757 nucleotides long. RefSeq names its product tetraspanin-18-like. The record is from RefSeq and is a predicted model, not a curated record. NCBI's taxonomy places the organism in Eukaryota, Metazoa, Chordata, Hyperoartia, Petromyzontiformes, Petromyzontidae. Gene Ontology annotation, cellular component: plasma membrane.
GUGGUGAUGGACAGGCGUGUCCUGUUUUCUUGCUACCGUUUACGAGGGAGCAACCGAACCCAGGGCCAUGCUCCGCGAUCUCGGCUCCAACGAAGUUUUACUCUUCAGCUAAAUGCUUCGUUAGAGUACUGCUAAGGUUCUCGUUAACGGUGGGAGGAGGGUUUAUAUAUUUGUUCGUUUGUUUUCAAGAAGCGUUUGGUGCCAAAUGUGGCUUUCGCGUGUUCGUAAUUGACCCGUUCGUUUUAGGCGAUUUGGGUUGUUUUCAAUCGACCGCAAGGCGUUCCCAGGCCAGCCGAGCGACGUCGUUCCGCAAGCAGCAGCGUGGUCCUGGCCCGGCCCACGGGUCUUCGCCCAGUGGGACGUGUCCGGAAGAGUUUCCAGGGGGUGUCUAUCGGGGGACUAUCCAUCCAUACAAGAGCCCAACGCCAAACGCUACGAUCCAGGAUUCCCUACCGGCGCUGUCGUCAGCAUGGAGGGGACAUGCCUGAGCUGCGUCAAGUACCUCAUGGUGUUCUUCAACGCCCUUAUCUUUCUGGCGGGACUCUGCCUGGUCGCGGUGGGCGUGUGGGCAGUGGCGGACCCUGGCGGGGUCGCCGAGGUCGUCUCCUCCCAUCAUCCCUUGCUGCUGAGGAGCGUGCACGUGAUUUUGGCCGUGGGGGCCGUGUUUCUGCUGCUGGGGCUCCUGGGCUGCUGUGGAGCUCUCUGUGAGAGCCGGAGGACGCUCACUUUCUUCUUCAUUCUGCUGCUGAUAAUCUUCAUGGUCGAGUUAGUUACGGCGAUCGUGGCAUUUGUUUUUCGAGAACAGUUAAACGAAGAUUAUUUUGCUCUUGAGCUCAAGAUGCGCUAUCAAGGAGACAACGCCACUGAUGUUUUCUCAAGGUUUUGGAAUUCAGCUAUGAAGACGUUCGGAUGCUGUGGGGUGCGAGGUCCCUCGGAUUUUUGGGAAGGAACCCUCUUCUGGCAGCUGUCCUCGGGCAAGAUAAUCCCAGAGGCAUGCUGCAAGGGGGACAUUCACGCAGAGAGUGAGGCCACGAUGGACAGGCUCAGAUGCUUGCUGGGGGACCCCCGACACCGGAAUGAGCAGGGAUGCUACACGAAAAUUAUGCAGUCCCUUCACAACUACAUACUGACUGUGGGAGGAGUGGUCAUAGGGUUACUCCUAAUACAGCUGCUUGCCAUGUCCUUCACCCUGUGUCUUUUCCGAAGAAUGAUAUGAUUUAUUUCGUUCGUAUCCGAUAACCAGAUUUAUUCAUUAUCAUCAUCAUCAGAAAACCCAAGAACCUACAACUCCUCUUAAAAACACAAAAAAAAACUCCAGUGAAGCGAACGUUCUCCCGACGUUCAGCGGUGCGUGUAGACGUGGAGAGUUUCCCACCACGCGCAAUUGUACAUCUGUAACAUACAAAUUGCAAUUUAUGAUUUCACUUAUGAAGGAGAUGAAAACGUCUCCCGCUAAUGAUCACCUUUUCUACGCAGCACGUGUACAUAUUUACUGUACUGUAUGGUGUGUCUUAAUUUUUUGCUAUUACGUGUUUCUUAUGAAAUCAAAAUGUAAGAUCUAAAUCAUUUUUGUCGACGUAGUGGAGAGAUAACAGCUUGCUGUGGAAGAUUAGACACCUGCCAGUUAUUAAGAAUGCCGCCCAUCAGCGUAUGCGGUGAACACGUCUGUUACAACUAUCUUGUAGCUGAUAUUACUUUUGUAUACUGUGUAAUUAUUCGCCCCAUUAAUCGUGUCAUUAAACGAAGCGAUUAAACUC